CCCACCUCCUAAACCCUCCCACCGGGAAAGUGCCGCCAAUCUAUAAAGUCCCUUUCCUCCGACAGUCCGAUCAAAUCCACUGAACCCACAAGCCACCGGCAGAAUGAGCUCAUCGGGCGCCGGCAAGGGCGGCAGAGGCAAGCCCAAGUCGACCAAAUCUGUCUCUCGAUCUCAGAAAGCCGGCCUCCAGUUCCCUGUCGGCCGUAUCGCCCGGUUCCUCAAGGCCGGGAAGUACGCCGAGCGCGUCGGUGCCGGCGCUCCUGUCUACCUCUCUGCGGUCCUGGAGUACCUCGCCGCUGAGGUUCUUGAGCUUGCUGGGAACGCAGCAAGGGACAACAAGAAGAACCGGAUUGUGCCGAGGCACAUACAGCUGGCAGUGCGGAACGAUGAGGAGCUGAGCAAGCUCCUGGGCACUGUGACCAUAGCCAGUGGGGGUGUUUUGCCCAACAUCCACCAGAACCUGCUGCCCCAUAAGUCUGGGAAGGGCAAGGGGGACAUCGGGUCCGCGUCUCAGGAGUUCUAAUACUCUCGAUGACGGACAUUUUUUCUUGUGUACCGAACUCGACAUAUAUGUAACUGGCUAGCUUGUUUUGGAUCAAAUGGCCGCCCUCGUGUUGUUGAAGUCUGGGAAAUUUUUUGAUUGGAUAAUGAGGAAUGUCAAUGAAACAGCUUUUUUAAAACUGUCUCCCUCCUUCCAUUCAGAGUACUAUGUCAUGUUCUAUAUUGUGUUCUUGGCCUUUGUGUCGUUAAGAAAUUGUUGGGAUUAUGGAAGUGAAACAGGGUGAGGACGUGGAUUGAUUUGA
Molecule: messenger RNA, 803 nt
Organism: Punica granatum (pomegranate)
Lineage: Eukaryota; Viridiplantae; Streptophyta; Magnoliopsida; Myrtales; Lythraceae
Source: RefSeq, a predicted model, not a curated record